Molecule: messenger RNA, 1918 nt
Organism: Hydra vulgaris (swiftwater hydra)
Lineage: Eukaryota; Metazoa; Cnidaria; Hydrozoa; Anthoathecata; Hydridae
Product: annexin A4
Cellular component (GO): cytoplasm
Molecular function (GO): calcium-dependent phospholipid binding; calcium ion binding
Source: RefSeq, a predicted model, not a curated record
CACAUAAAUAUAAUUAUGGCUUAUCCACCACCUGGCGGUGGUUAUGGUUACCCUACUGGUUACCCUCCAGCAAACAUUGCUUAUCCACCAGCCGAUGUUGGAGCAUACCCAACCAUACCAGGUUACAUUCCACCAGGAGGUCCAGCUUAUCCUACUUCAUUCCCGCCUUAUGGUGGAUAUGAUCAACCACCUCUACAACCUGGAUUUUCUCCAAUGACACCUCAAGGAGACUUUCACCAUCAUCAUCAACAACCAUAUGCUCAACAAAACUACUCUGGUUUUGCUCCACCUCAUUCUUAUGGUCCACCUGGUCAGCAAUAUGUCCCACCUCCACAAACCUAUGGACAACAACCAGCAUAUGGACAACAACCAGCAUAUGGUCAACAACUCCCAUAUGGGCAACAACCAGUACAAAGUCAACAACCAGCAUAUGGUCAGCAACCACCUCAAGGCCAACAACCAGUUUAUGGUCAGCAACCACCUCAAAGCCAACAACCACCAUAUGGUCAGCAACCAGUUCAAGGCCAACAACCACCAUAUGGUCAGCAACCACCUCAAGGCCAACCACCAUAUGGGCAACAGCCACCUGGUCAGCAGCCAACAUAUGGGCAACAACCACCUCAAGGUCAGCAACCUCCAUAUGGCCAACAACCACCUCAAGGUCAACAGCCUCCAUAUGGGCAACCAGCUCCUCAGGUUCAGCAACCUCCAUGUGGGCAACAACCGCCUCAAGUUCAACAGCCUCCUCAGCAAGCUCAAGUUGCUCCCCCAACUAACCCUCUACCAUCUGGAACUCCGGCAGCUCAGCCUCCUUAUUCUCAGAUGUCAAAUAUGGCUAUAAGUGCACCUACAAGAGGUACUAUUUUUCCUAAAUCUCCAUUUGAUGCAGAGACUGAUUGUGAACUUUUAAGAAAAGCAAUGAGAGGUGUUGGAACUGAUGAAGAUGCUUUGAUUAACAUACUAGUUGCUCCUUGUAAUCGUCAAAGAGUUGAAAUUAGACUAAGAUAUAAAACCAUGUUUGGAAAGGAUUUAAUGAAUGAUUUAAAGUCAGAACUAAGUGGAAAUUUAGAGGAGACUCUUUUAGCUCUUUUGGAACCUACUGUUCUUUAUGAUGCUAAAUGUUUAAGAAAAGCAAUGGCUGGUGCCGGUACAGAUGAGUCAACACUGAUUGAUAUUUUAUGUUCUAGAACCAAUUCACAAAUCAAAGAAAUAAAGCAGGAAUACUCCAAUUAUUUCAAACGUGAUUUAGAAAAAGAUUGUGUAAGUGAAACAAGCGGACAUUUCAAGAGGUUGCUAGUCUCUAUGUGUCAGGGUAAUCGAGAUGAAACAGGAGUUGUUGAUUUAGAGAAAGCAAAAAAGGAGGCAGCUGAGCUUUAUCAAGCUGGUGAAAAAAAAUGGGGAACAGAUGAAUCACGUUUUAAUGUGAUUUUGGCAUCUAGAAAUUUUAAUCAAUUAAAAGCUACUUUUGAUGAAUAUGUCAAGAUUUCUCAACGGGAUAUUUUGAAUACUAUUGAUCGUGAAAUGUCUGGUGAUCUUAAAGAUGGUUUCAAAUGCAUAAUACAAUGUGCACGAAACCCCGCUGAGUAUUUUGCUGAUCGUUUGUGGCAUUCAAUGAAGGGAAUGGGAACUAAUGAUAGUUUAUUAAUUCGAAUAAUAGUUUCGCGAUCAGAGGUUGAUCUAGCUGAUAUAAAAACAGCUUUCUUGCGCAAGUACCAAAAAACAUUGUACAAGAUGAUAGAAGGCGAUUGCAGUGGUGAUUAUAAAAAGUUAUUACUUGCUAUUGUGAAACCUGAUAUUUAAAAAAAAUUAUAUUAAGCAUAUUUUUUUGAGGGGUUUUUUAUUGUAACUGAAAAUAUAUUGUAUGAAUUUAAUUUGCAUCAGGCACUUAAUAUUUUACAACGUAACAUGAUUAAAUUUU